Molecule: messenger RNA, 6180 nt
Organism: Danaus chrysippus (African queen)
Lineage: Eukaryota; Metazoa; Arthropoda; Insecta; Lepidoptera; Nymphalidae
Source: the annotation of a GenBank genome assembly
AUGGAGGUGUCACAUUCUUUGACGCUGAAUGAGGUGGCUCUUCAGCAACUACCCGACGAUAAGAAACCACACUUCAUUUUUGAAUGGCUUCGAUUCCUCGACAAAGUUCUUGUAGCUGCCCAUAAGUCUGAUCUCAAAAACUGUCAGCAAAAGCUUGUAGCUCAGCUUGUGAGUCUUUUUCGUGAGAAUCUCGGAGUGCCAGCCAGGAGGCUGCUCGCGAGAUGUUUGGCCACACUCUUCUCCGUUGGUGACACAUUCCUGUUGUUUGAAACGGUCAAUAAGUGCAAUGACAUCAUAAAAGUUAAGGAUGACUCUCCAUCAUACCUGCCUACUAGACUUGCUGCCAUAUGCUGUCUGGGCAGCAUGUAUGAAAAGUUGGGCAGAAUGAUGGGACGUUCAUAUGAAGAAACUGUCACCACUCUAGUGAGGUCCAUGAAAAGUGCUGAGUCUCAGACCAGGCUAGAGAUCAUGAUUACACUGGACAAGAUCUGUGUCGGUAUGGGUACAGCGGCAGGCUCCGCCCUCCGUGAAGUGUCACGUGCCGCUCGUUCCUCAGUUCAACACGAGAGGGCGCCAGCAGUACGAGCGGCAGCGGCAACAGCAUUAAAACACGUACUGCCGUUAAUGAGACUCACUCCAGCUGAUGUUGACGCCAUAGCUGCUGCUUGUCUAAGAGCAGCACAGACUGCUGAUUAUGCUUUGAGAUGCUCUGUAGCAGAUCUUCUAGGCGCUUUGGUAGCAGCCACUCAGGCCGGAGAAACGAAUUCUAUCAACACCAAAACUAAAAUAGGAAUGCAAUCAGUACACCAAAACAAGAAAGACCCGCCAAAGAAUGUUAUAUCACUGGAUGAGGCUUUAAAUCUUUUAAUGGGUGCCUUCUUACGAGGAGGAACUUCGUUUCUUAAGGGUGAGAUCAUCAAGUCUGGCUCCGCUGUCAACAGGGAAGUCCGUGUUUGUGUUACACAUGCAUAUGUGAUCUUUGUUCAAAACAUGGGAGGUGUGUGGUUAGAGAGGAAUUUGACAACAUUCUUAACCCACGUGUUAGAUCUGGUUGCAAACCCCAAGGCGGCUAGUUCGCACGUAGAUGCUGUAUAUUCAAGAAAAUGUAUCAAUUAUAUAUUAAAGAACACUCUGGGCAAGAUGUUAGGUGAGAAAGCUCAAGCGUCCGCUUGUAGAGAAAUAAUACAGAUUAUAGCAAAACAAAUGAACAGUAUCGACUUCAACCCGGAAAACGCUAAGGAUUGUAACCAGGAGACGUUGUUCAGUCAGCAUUUAUUAGUGUGUGCGCUAUCACAGGCAGCAUCAUUAUGUUUAGCUUUAGGCACAGCAUUACAUAACCUUGUAGCCGAUCCAGGAUUACAUCUUAUAGAUACUGUGUUCUCGGUGUUAGAACAUCCGUGUGUAGCGGCGAGGUUGGCGGCAGCGUCGUGCGCGAGGUCGCUGGGUCGAGCUCACCCCGCCUUGUUGACGCCAUUGUUGGAUAGAUGUGCGGACGCUUUGGACGUGCCGAGACCUACACCGCAUAGGAUAUCCGGUUAUUCAGCCGCGUACGCUGCAAUCCUGGGUGCUGUUCAAUGGUCGCCACUCGGUGUUCCUCACGGUCGUGGUAAAGUCGCCUUUAACGCGGCAGAACAAUUACUAAGAUCUGCCGGGCAGAGCAGCCGGCUAACAGCCGCUAGAACUAACGCCGGCUGGCUUAUAGUCGGUGCUAUAUGUACCCUGGGUGUUCCUGUAGUGCGUGGUCUUCUCCCACGCAUGUUGUUACUGUGGAGGAACAGCUUCCCUCGAUCAGCUAAAGAACUGGAGUCAGAAAAAGCCAGAGGCGAUGCGUUUACUUGGCAGGUAACUCUGGAAGGUCGUGCUGGUGCGUUAUCUGCUCUACAUAGUCUGUUAAUACAUUGUCCGUCACUCGUCAACAAUGAGGACACCGCCAAACGCCUCGCCCAGCCGAUAGAUGGCGCCAUUGCUGUCUUGACCAACGUGGGUCAGGUAGUCCGUAACUACGGGGGGUCACUCAAAGCCCCCGCAGCCUUACUCCGUCUGCGUUUAUACCAGGCGUGUGCUGCGUUGGGGUCGUUGUCAGCCCCCGCGGCACCCCUACUAAGGUUAUUAGCUGCCGAGCUGGCCGGCUCCGCUGACCCCGGAGGAGCUAUCGUCGCAACUGGUAUGUUAAGAAAUGCGAUGCAUCCUCGUGAUACGAUUCUACUGGGUGAAGAAGCUUGGAUAUAUGAGACUGAUCAUGCUGAAAUAGAAGAACAGCUGAUAUCUCCGCUAAGUGCGAGUGGGUCGGGUGCUCUGGAGCACGAUCCUUGUCGUCUUUACCGUGACGCUAGCGGCGCUCAGCCCCUAGGCGUCGCAGUCAUAGACGCGUCUGUGGCACUGUUCCCGGCCGUGUUUGCAAGAGCCGCUAAUAAACAUAGACAGCAAAUGCUUGAACACUUCGUGGAAUGCAUCAAAAUGUCGAAAGGAACUCGCCAGGAGGCCAUACAAAUAAAUGUUUACACCGCGCUGUUGUUGGCGCUGAGGACGUUGGGAGAGAUGAAGAGUUCACUGGGACAAGACGCUGUCAAGAAUACCGCUACGGAACUCAUUAUAUCAGGGUUGUCAGCGAGCAGUACAUCAGUUCGUGCUGCUGCAGCGUCAUGCGCAGGAAGACUCUGUGGCUGUAUCACAGAGUCUGAGACUCAGGCAUUAAGCGAACGUGUGAUAGCCCUAGCUAGGACGUCCCCUAACAGAUCGGUCCGUGCAGCCGCUGCAGCCGCUGUUGGGACUGUACAGCGGGCGAGGGGAGCUGCAUCAAGCGCUGCAGCGCUGCCUGUGUUAAGAGCACUGGCACAGGAUACAGCUGCGGUUGAAGUACAGGUGUGGUCACUUCACGCGCUGUCCGUGCUAAUAGACGCCUCGGGUCCAAUGUUCCGUAGUCACGUGGAGUCGACUCUAAACCUGGUACUGAAAUUAUUGUUCAACGCUCCGCCCAGUCAGGACGACCUACAUAGAAGUAUAGGAAGACUCCUCGCAGCUCUCAUUACUGUUGUUGGACCUGAACUACAAUCAUGCGGACACAGUGCCGUAGGUCGCUUCACGUGCGCGUGCGCAGCGUUACGGGAGGGGGGCGGAGCUGGCAGCGCUGCCGACGCCAUCGGAGGCCUGCAACAACUACAUCUGUUCGCACCCGGACAUGCUAACUUACGGACUCUCGUGCCGCAGCUAUGUCGUGAUUUAUCCAGUCCCGAGCUGUCUGUACGCCGAGCAGCACUAUGCUGUUUGCGGCAGCUGUCACAGAAAGAUGCUGCUGAUGUGUGCAAGUACGCGCUACUUGCUAAGGACCACGUGCCUACUAAACCUUACUGUGGUGUAGUGAUAACAGACACAGGUCUCCCAGGUGCAUUGUUCGCAUUCCUUGAUAUGGAGCGUGACGAAAUGGCGAUAUCAUACGCCAAGGAUACUUUGACGUGUUGUCUGUUGGCGGCCGCCGCCAAUAAGUCGGUCAAGGAUUGGCUGCUAUUGGCCAAACGAGUGCUAACUGUUAAAUUGGAGGACAGCAAUAAUCCUGACACGGAGUUAGAAGAUGACGAUGAUCAGGCGGAGUUCCACGCUGAGAGUGAACAGGCGACGCACCCGGCGGUACAACCGCGGUGGCCUACAAGGGUGUUUGCAAUGGAAUGUAUCCAGAAGGUUAUGGGCGCGUGCGAAGCUACUGGAGAAAGCGCGCACUUUGAUCUUGUGAAAGCGAAAGAAAAAUUACAAGAGGAUCCGAAUGCUGAUUACCUAUCGUUGCAUCUUUCCGACCUCGUGCGUAUGUCUUUCGUCGGAGCUACUGGUGAAUCUGAUGCUCUCAGAUUAUGCGGACUUAACACAUUACAACUCAUUAUACAGCAGUACGCGAGGGCACCGGAACCGGAUUUCCCCGGACACCUACUUCUUGAACAGUAUCAGGCACAGGUCGGUGCGGCUGUCCGUCCCGCGUUCGCCGGUGACACAGCGUCGCACGUUACAGCGGCGGCAUGCGACGUUUGCUCCGCGUGGAUCGGCUGUGGCGUCGCAAGAGAUAUUAACGAUCUGCGCAGGGUUCACCAACUGCUAGUAUCAAGUCUGGAUAAAUUAAAUAAGAAAGGCAACACUACACUAAUCUACAACGAGAGUAUGGCAACAUUGGAAAAAUUAUCCAUUCUUAAAGCGUGGGCUGAGGUGUAUAUAGUUGCUAUGGUUAGCAAUGAUAGCGCUCCAGGAAGUUACGUCAAACAAUUGGAUACUAAACCGGUGAAUAACAAAGCGGAAAUAGCUAAAUGGAGGAAUAGAGUGUACGAUAAUAACAAUCAAACAGACAACGCGACCCAGGAGAGUGAGGACGAUGAUUACGGAGAGUUUGAGUCCAAGGGAGAGAGUUUACUUAAAUUGGUUGAACCGGAACUGGAGAGUUUAGGAGAGAAUUGGCUCGCGGCCUUGAAGGAUCACGCGCUAUUGAGUCUACCACCAGAGUUCGCGUCCCAGUUGCCUCAUGGUGGAGGGGCUUUCUACUCUAUGGAAACAGCAGAAGCGUCCCGAGCUCACUACGGCCGCGCCUGGCCCGCGCUACUGUACGCAGCUGCGCUUAGAUAUAAUGCUGAUAUAACGACCGGCGUUCAUACGGAGAAAACGGACAACACAGUUGAUAACAGAUCGAGCAAGACAGAAAACGGAAAUUUCGAAUUUUUCGAACCAGCUGAUGAGAAAUUCCAUCUACUAUUUGGUAUCUGUAUGGAGGCUCUGUGUGCUCAGCGUGACAUGACGGUGGAAAAUACAAUUACAGUUCUAUUGUCAGUGGUGACUUUACUUGACGCUCCCGAGAACAGAGCGAGGCUUAUGAAAGACAGAGCAUUGGCCAUCGAGGUGUGUCAGAUCAUUCAUCGAGCUGGUCUAACACAGGAGAGCAUCGAGGCGCUGUUGUUGUGCGCUGAUGUAUUGGAACUAGUGAUAACAGCUGCCAAGGACCAUUUGAAGACUGCCAUCACUGAUAAGAUAGCUGAACUAGCCCCAGAUUCAACACCAGAUAACAUACCGGAAUCAGUAUUGGAGGUUGUUCAUACACUUGGUGAGGGCGGGCCGACGGGGGAUUUACCGCCGGGGAAGUCCCUGGUUUUCGCUUGUUUGGAAGUCUGUCUGUGUUUAUUGGUGCGGAGAUUACCCGCCUUGAGUCCGCUCAAACAGGAGGGGAGAGUGGGGGUGAUUGGCGUUAGGAAGGGUUUGGGGGUACAUGGAGAUACUCUACUUAUAAAGAGCCUUGCCUCUAUGUCGCAAUUGACUACACUGACCAGUCCACAAGGAGCGUUAUCAAUAUUACCCACCAUUCUGUAUCUAUCCACGGAGGUGAUUCGUUCCCUACAAAGCAGCCCCGCUCUAUGUGAGGCGGGAGUGCUGCUGCUGCAAUUAGCGGCAGACUGCAGCACGCCCGUGACGUCACAGGUGCGGCAACAGCACGCACUGCUGCUGAGAGCCACGCUCGCUAAUAUACUGGAACGGGUUAAGACAGAGGAUCCCGAACAACGUAUAGACAGUGUGACGGGCGCGCGGGCCAUGGCGGCGAUAGUGGCAAGGGCAGAGCCCGACCCUCCGCUACACUACCCCUGUAUAAACCACUUCAGACAGUGUCUGGAUACUAAAGACCCGGAGGUGUUCUCGUCUGUAUGUUGUAUCCUGCGCGUCAUCUGGUCUCGCUCAUGCCCCCCUCGCUCCGUGUCAUGGUGGGCUCGAUCCUUAGCCGGGCGGGUUGUAGGUCGCGCGGCCGGAGCCCGCCACGCCACGGACGCAGGCGAGGCGCGGGCUGCGGUCGCCGCUGUUGGAGCCCUAGACGACCUUGUAGACGCCGCGCCUGAUGCUGCCAAGGAUCCUCACAAAGGGAUCCAAAUGUUGUGGAUCUUGGUCCCUAUAGUGACGUCAUACCUCCGUGAACCUUCCGAGCUAGAUAAGGCGCCUCACUUGAAGAUUCUACACGAUUUUGCUCUUCAAUGGCUGAUGAGAGUUGGACCGAAACAUCCACAGGAGUUCAAGAGUAUGUUGUCUCAGUCACCUGAGCUUCGUUCCAAGUUGGAGGCAGCGGUGAAGGCUCGAGCUCCGCCGCGUGUACACACACACACUAACAGACAACAAACACCGCACGCACCCACUAUACAACUGAGGACAGACUUUAGUGACUUCAGAUAA